AUGAGUGAUAAUAUCAAAGUAGUUGUAAAAGUCCGGCCUCUUAUUUCUCGUGAAUUAGAAGAGAAGCUGUUUUACCAGUGGCGAAUUAACAAUAACACAUUAUAUCAAAUAGAUCUAAAUGGAAAAGAUGUAGGUCCAAGUUAUACAUUCGAUAAAGUGUAUGACACUAAGACUAAAACCGAAGAUGUAUACAACGAUGUUGCCAAAAAUAUCGUUGAGGCCGCAACAAGAGGUUUCAACGGAACAAUAUUCGCCUAUGGUCAGACGUCUUCUGGGAAAACUUAUACGAUGACAGGCACCAAUGAAGCCCCAGGAAUAAUACCCCUCGCAGUAUUAAAUCUGUUUGAUAUUAUUAAAAGCAUACCUGACAGAGACUUUUUGGUCAGGGUUUCAUAUGUAGAAAUAUACAAUGAAUCUUUGAUAGAUCUGCUGGAUUUGAAAAAUAAAGUCAAAAUAAAAGAGACCCAUAGCGGUGUAAAAUUAUGCACCACUGAGAAACUUACGGUUACACCAGCAGAAGUGCUGGAAUUAAUGGAACAGGGUAAGGCAAACAGACAGACCGGCUCUACAAACAUGAAUGAGGAGAGUAGCAGAUCACAUUCAAUAUUUCAAAUUACAAUAGAAUCCCGGGAACACAUCGAAGGUGAGGAGGAAGUUGGUUCAGUGAAUGUGUCACAGUUGAAUCUUGUAGAUUUAGCGGGCUCGGAAAGAUCAGGACAAACUGGUGCAACCGGCAUACGGUUCAAAGAAGGGACACACAUCAAUAAAUCACUCUCGGUACUCGGUCUAGUCAUCAAACAACUGUCUGAAGAUCAAAAUAAACAUGUCAGCUACCGCGAUAGUAAAUUGACUCGGAUCUUACAAAAUUCUCUCGGAGGUAACGCGAAGACGAGUAUAAUUUGUGCUGUCACACCCGCGGCUGUUGAAGAAACUAUAUCCACAUUACAGUUUGCAAACCGCGCGAAAGCCAUCAAGAACACUCCGGCCGUAAACCUUGUGGCCACGAGCGCUACAAUGAUUCAAUCACUUACUAAACAACUAUCAUUGCUUAAAACAGAACUUGAGAUCAAAAAACAUGUUGAGGAAGACAACUGCAAUCUACAGAAACAAAUCGCGAAUCUUCAGAGGCUGAUCUUGAAUGGUUUCGGUCAGAACCGUAAUCCUGAUAUGAUAAGCAACGCUCGUAGGAAAUUACAUCAACCGCGACGAGUGACCAUAUCAACUUUACAUCCAAUACAAGAAGAUCCGCUUCCUAGUAUACCAAAAUUCUGUACUCCCAGCCUGAAAUAUAAUCCGUUGUCGCUAAACGUUCGUGAGUCAAUUCCAUCUGGAUCGUUUCUAACGCCGGUGUGUGAAGAACGCGCGGUCACGCCGCCCAACGUGCGCAUCGACGAAAUCAUUGAAAUUGACAGUGACGACGAAGAUUCAAGUGACGUUCAACUGUGUUCACCAUACCAUAGAUGUUUUCAAUCAAAAACUCCGCCUUGCAUCUUAAGGAAAACUGCUAAACAGGCUGAAAAGAACUUGAAAGACAUUGUUGAGCUAACAGAGAGAGAAAAGAUAUAUACACCAAAUAUUGUUGAACUCAUGGAGAAAUUAGAAGACAAGUCUUCAAUUAUAGGCAAACUAGAGGACGAUAUAGUCAAUUUAAACCGUAUUAGCAAUGAAAAGGACAAAGAAAUGGAGAGACUUAAAAGUACAAUUAAUGAAGCUGAAAAGAAAAUUAUCAAUAUUACCUCAAUUAAGGAGAAAUUAGAACAAACCUGCAAAGAAUAUAACACUAAGCUUACUGAUUGGGAAGUGAGCUAUGAAACAUUAAAGAAAAAAUCAAAGUGUAGAGAAGAUGAACUGUUAUCAUUACUUGAGGAAAAGAACAAUAAAAAUAAAAAUAAAGUUAUAGGUAAAUUAUCAUCAAAGGCAAUAGAGAGGGAACUCAAAAACUUUAUGGACCUAUCUAGAGAUAUAUCUUUAGUAAAUAGUAGUCUCGAAAGUAGUGUUAUGGAAACAGAACCGAGUCCUAAUUCAGAUUUGAAAGCACAGAUGACCUUAAAAGACCAGACCAUAGUAGAAUUAGAGGCGAAUCUACACUCACAGAAACUUAAAAUAGAUAGCUUACAGGAGAAAAACGAUAAAUUUAAAGAAAUUAUAUCAAAUUUGAAUGAAAAAGUGUCUCUAUUGGAAAAUGAAAACUUGCUGUUGAAGACUUCAAUGGAAAGUUUGAACAAUAUUAUUAGCGACCAAAAAUCUCUCCUUGACUCAGCCAAUGCGGAGAUUGAAUCUUAUAAUAACUUGAUUAAAGAACAACAAAAUAAUGUUACCAAAAAAGAUGUUUCAGCUAAAAAUAUGAGCGACUCAGAUCUGGAAGCUUUAAUAACAAACGAAGAACUGUUCCUGACGAAUAAUGAGAACAUGAAAAAUAUUGUACACUCACUCAAGGAGGCGUUGGCUAUACGAAAUGAGGAAAUAAAUAUACUUAAAACCAAUCUCAAUGAUAACAAAAAUCUUGAAGCGUUACAAGCAGAACUAGAAACCAAGAAAACUGAAAUUAAUUCACUUAAUAAUGAAAUUGAACGUCUUAAUAGCGAAUGUACCAAUAAUAUUUCUAUUAUAGACACUUUAUUACAAGAAAAGAGUAAUCUUAUUAACAUUGAACAGCAACUUACUGAGAAAUUAACAAGUAUUCAGGAAGAAAAGACUUUACUUGAAAAACAAAUAAAUGAGCAUAACGAUGACAUUAACAAACUCAAAGAGGCUAACAAUAAUUUGUCCUCAGAACUAAAUGAAAAAAUAUCUACAAUUAAAAAGGAAAAUGAUUGUAAGACCAGAGAUAUGUGCCAAAAAAUUAGUAAAUUAGAGAUUACUAUAAGAGAUAAAGAAGAAAUUAUAAAAAAACUGAAGAAUGAACAGAAUGAUACUCAAGAAAUUAUUGAUAAAGGAAAAUUAGGUUUGAAGAAAGUUCAAGAUAUCAUUAGUUUACUUAAAGGAGAAAUAAAUGAAAUUCCUGAUUACGUGGACAGUUUAGUAGCUGCUUUUAAUAGCUUGGGCGAUAAUCUAACAGUACUGGAAAAUAUAGCUAAAGAUAUAGUUAAAGAAAAGAAUGAUACACUCACUAAGCUCCAAAAAACUGAAAUGGAACUUAAAUUGCUUAACAAUAAAAUGAAGGAAUUGGACAACGAAAUAGACGAAUUCAACGACGAAUAUAGAAUAGCUGUAAUAGAAGAAAUAAAGGAAAAAGUAUUAAAACAAGACAUUGUCGACUGUGAAACGAAUAACUGUGAUAAAUUAGUAAAGAAAAUUAGUAAUCUCCUGCGUACUAUUAAAUCCGCACAAAAAGUUCUCAUACAGUCUAUUAACGAUAAGAGUUCGGAAUUAAAUGAAUGCAAAAUAUAUUGUGAAAAUAUAUCCAAAGACUUAGAGAGUGAAAAACAAACAAAUAAUACUCUGACGCAAGAAGUAAAUGCUUUAAUGAUUAGUCGUAUUGAGACUAUGAAGAACAUUCUAGAGAAAGUAACGAAUUUAUCUACAAAGUUUGGUAUUGAAAACGAAGUGUUAUGUAAUUUUAAUGAAGACUACGAAACGGGUUAUAAUUCUGUCAUAUUAAAAAUAGAUAAAAUAGAUAAUUGUAUCACAGUCCUUAAAUCGGAACAAUCAAAAUGUAACGAUGUCGAGAAUUCAUUAGGUGAUGCUAAAAACAAAAUCCUACAACUAAAUGAAGAAAAUAUAAAAUUGAAGAAAGGGAUAGCUGACUUAGAGGCAAAUAAAGCUCUUCUAUCAGAUGAAAUAAGAAAAGUUCAAGAAGAUAGCAAACAUCUAACCAAAGAUUUAAAGGAUACCAAUGAUUUAUUGAACCAUUUACGUGAAGAAUUAAGUAAUAAAUCCAGCGAAAUGGAUAUUAUUGAAAAUAAAGCUAAGAAUUGGAAAGAUAAAUUCAUUGAUCUCGAAGCUUUAAUGCAGGAUAAAAUGAAUAUUUUGGAAGCAGAAAACAUGUCACUGAAAUCAAAAUAUUCUGAUCUAGAACUUCGUCACAUACCACAGUUGAAUGAUAACGAGAGUUUGGCGUGUGGGGAUCGAGAAAGUUAUUCCAGCAAACAAUAUAAUUACAAACAAGUGAAUUCGCCACCGAGUCUAUUGACCAUAUGUUGUAAUAGAAUCGCAGAUGCUAUUGAUUUCAAUGAUGAUAAAUCAAUUACCUCGUCUAGUUCAUACACUGAUUACAAUGAAACCAAAUCGGACAAGUGCCAGUGCAAAGAUCUAUUAGCUGAUGUAGACAAACUAGUUGCAGAGAAACAUAAAUUAAACGCUACCAUUGACCGGCUACAGAACGAAAACGAUAUGCUAUUGAGAGAAAGGGAAGAAGUUCACAAAGAGGUACAGUUACUGUCAGAAAAUUCAUACGAAUUGCAAAAACGUGUUUUCAAUCAUCGUACCGUUCUAUCCACACUAACCGCGACAACAUACGCCGAGAAUAAAUCACUCAGUUCCCAAGUUAAGUUCUUACAACACCAACAUAAUAGGUUCCACCACGUCUGUCAAAAAGACAUACCGGCUUUUAAAAGGCAGUUACAAGAUCUUUUAGUAUUACUAAAGUCGGAAUGCCUAGGGAAACAUAACGAUAGCUUUAAACGAUACUCACUACCGAAUGCUUUAGACACGAGCUCAUUACACUCUACAUUCAAAAAUGAGUCCACUUUAGAUAAUGAUCUACUCAUGUUAGACACUAAUGUAACACUAACCACUUGCGACACAACUAUGACAGAACAUAAUCAAACGUGUUUCGAUGUAACACAAGUUUGCAUUUCGAGCGAUGUAGCCUGUCAGACAAGCUUUGACGAAGUGACUAAAACCUCAUUAUAUCCUCAGAUGGAUUUGGAACCGUUAGACGAGAAGAGAAUUACAGAAACAUUAGAAUCGCUUAAGAAUGAAAACGAUAAGUUGCGGGAAUUGGUAGACGAUUUCACUAAAAAUAAAUCGAAAGCUCUCGUUACAACGCUCACUAGUCCUAUCAAAAUACCGGACAUUCUGGAAGAUGCAUGUCCAAAAUGUGAUAAAUACUUGAACGACAUACGCCUCUCUAAUGAAUCACACAAGAACGAAAUCGAAGCUUUGUCAAAGAGAUUAAACGAUCUUGGACGCGAAAAAGAUGAAAUUUCCGAAAAAUAUCACAAUCUGACCUUGGAAAUACCAUCUAGUGAUGCCUUAGUAAGAAAGUUGACCGAUAUAGAAAAAAAAUAUCAGGUUAGUAUCAAUGAAAUUGAGAAACUUAACAUAACAAUUGAUAAAGCUAAUAAGAAGCUUAGCGUUUUGCAAGAAGAAAACGACAGCUUAUCUAAUGAAGUGAUGGAAAAGAUAGAGGAAAUUGAUGCUCUGAAGAAAGAACAGGAUAAUUUAAGAGAUAACAUAAAAAUAAAUGAGGAAUGUCUAAAUAAAGCAGUAGAUUUAGAAUUUCAAAAUAAGACUGUUUGUGAAAACUGUGCCUUAAAAGAGGAGACGAUAAAUUCAUUGCGAAAUAGAAUACUAACGGCCGAGACACAUUCGAGGCUGGAUAGAAGUUAUAGCGAUCAAGAUAGUUCAUCUAGAUAUAAUAAAAUAUGCACGUUGCAGAACGAAUUGCACGCAGGCAAAGAAGAUUGUAUAGAAUUAAAAGAAGAAGUUACCACUAUAAAGAAACACUUGGAACAUAGCAAUUUAUCAAUGACACAAAAUUUAGAUUUGGAUGAAAGUAUUAUUGACACGCACAUGUAUAGCUUUAAUAAAGAUUACGGGAAUGCUAAUGAAAAUAAAUUCGAUGCAUCCAAAGUUACUGAAGGGCAAGUUGUCGACGUAUACUUCUGUGAUAAGACUGACUGUCUCAAUUAUUAUUCCGAAAAAACUGGUGCUAAAAUAGGAAGUCUGAAUUCUGAAUAUAAAAUCAUAGAUGUUAUGAAGAUGUUGUUUGAAGAUUUUUCAAUCAAACACGCAAAUGAGGUCGAAAACUUGCUUAAUAAACUUAAAGAUCUCGAUGAAGAAAAAAGUGAUCUUCAGAUACGAAUGAAUAAACUCGUUAACGAACAAUCUGGUGUAGUGAAGGCGCUUAAAGAAAAGGAUGGAUACUUGCAGAGAUUUGCUCAUGUUGUAUCUGAUGUACGAAAUAACAUUAGUGGGAUAAAUGAUAAACCAAAGACUGAAGAAGCAAUGGUUGCUUUUAGGAAUACGGUUUUAAAGGUGGUUGAUACGGAAUUUGGACUUACUAGUUCUGAAACUUUUGAAGCUAUCAUAAAUAAACUCAAUAAAAACCAUGAGAAGGAUUUAAAGAAAAAUGCGGAAGAAAUUUCUCAACUGAAGGAGCAUAUACAAAGCAUGAUCGCUGAGUCGAUUACUAUUAACGAAAAUUUACAAGCCUUAAAGUCUCAGCUAACUGAAAAAGAGUCAAGUUAUGAUUUGCUUCAGAGGCAAAAAGAUAAAAUGUUUGAAAUUAGUAAUGCAGUUACAAUAGAUAUAAUUAAAAAAGAUAAAGAUUUAAGGGACCAAUUAUCUCAUUACUAUCGCAGGCUGCUAGAUGAUAAUAUUAUAAAAGAAGAAAUUGAUUCAUCUCUACCGAUUGAUCAAUUUUUGGACAAAUUAUUUAAUAGUGUAUUAAACACUGAAUUGGCGGAUCGCAAACUUGAAGUUGAUACGGAAUUAGAAAACUUAAGAAGUAGUCUUCAACUGAAAGAUAAAGAAACGCAGUCGCUGGCAGAUGAGAUGAAGAGAAAAGCCUUGGAAUAUGAAAACAAUAUAGCAGAUCAGGUCUCACUGCACGCUGAUUUAAAACAGAUAUACGAACAGAAAGUUAAAGAGAACGAAAUUAACACAAACACAAUCAGUAGAUUAACAGAAGAAGUAAAUCUACUGAAAGAGAAUGUUUCUAAUAAAGAAAAAACUAUUGAAUCGUUAGAGAAGAAACAAAGCGAGCAUUUCACGCAACAGCAAGCUAAAGAGUUAGAAUUGAUCAAAAGUUUACAAACUUGCCAAAAGGAAUUAAACGUUCUGAGUUCUGUCAACCAAAUACUUCUAAAAGAAAAGGAAACAUCCGCCGUUGAAAUGGAAAAUCUUAAAAAAUUAUUAUGUGACCAGGUACUUGAUAUUGAAAAAAUGACAACGGAAAUGGAAUAUUUGAAACGAACAGUACGUGAAAGCGCUAGUGUCAUUGAGAGUUUGAAUCUUAAAUCCGACACGUUGCUAGAAGAAAAUGAGCUGCAAACUCAAAAGGCUGAAAUUGAUAAAGCAAACAUUGAAAAGGAAACACAAAUCGAAGAAAUGACGUUAAAAUAUAAAUCAUUGGAAGAGGAAAAUCAAAAACUAAGCACUGAAAUACAGACGUCCAAAGAAGAAAAUCAAAAGUUGAAAGAAUUGAAGCAAACUUUGGAGUUGAAAAUAAAGGAGCUACAAUCGAUUGAAACAAAGCCAAGAGCGUCUAUGGACUGCGUGUCGGAAGCGACAAGGCGUCGUCGGCAGAGCAUUCAAGACUCUAAGAGGAUGUUCUCUGAAGAUAUCGAAGAUCAUAAUAAACUCGAGGCAAUGUUCAAAUCGAAAUCAAAACCGGACGAUUUGUUUAUGGAUGUUGAUGAAGAUAGCUCCAGUAGAAGCACACCAAUUAGACUUAUUAGAGGACGAGACAGUCUACUCUCUAAACACGACCAGAGUGAUACGAAUGAAGAACAUUCCCGUCCAAGCAGCGUAGCAGCAAGCCGGCGACGGCGGCAGAGUGCUUACGAUCUUCAACGUAGUGUGCAACAUAAUGAACAACAUGUUGCAGAUCAUUCACACGAAUCGUCCGGGAGUUUAGAUAGUGAAGCGGCUCACUUUAAGCGGUUGUUGGUUUUGUGCCAGCGCGAGUUGGAAGAAUUGCGUGAAAGAUUCAAGGAGGUUGAUGAAGAGUGCGACAUUUGUGCCGCGUACCUGAGAGAGAGAGACGAACAGUGUGGCAGGCUUAAGAAGGAAAAGACGGCUUUAGAGAAAACAAUCAUGGAACUGAGAGAUAAGAUGAAAACAAUGACUCCUAACGACAGUACGAAUAUUAAGAGCACAUUCAAAGAUGUUGCAGUUAAUACUGAAGAAGAUUGGACGAAUUUACAUUCAGUGGUUGUGGAUCGGAUGUCCUACGACGCUGAAGUUGAAAAGAACAAGAGGUUGAUGAAAACUAUUGAAGAAUUGAGAUACAAGAAACAAGAUCUCAAGAAUACUAUGACCAAGAUGCAGAAGGCCUUAGAAAGAAAUACAAGUAAAGACAGCCAAGAGUUUGAAUCUAUGAAAGUCGAGCUAACUGCCUGCAAGCGGGAGUUGGAAGAACUUAAAGAAAGUUACAAAGCACUCGACGAGGAAUGUGAAACGUGCGCCGAAUAUUUACGAGAAAGAGAACAACAGUGUGUGAAGUUGAAGGAGGCUAAGGCUGCCUUGGAGGCCAAGUUAGAAGAAUACCAACAAUCCAGUAUUGUACAGUCUGUACGUAAGCGACGCCAAACUCUACACGAUCAAAACAGACUCACGCCGCAACGGAUAGAUGUCGCUACUGAAACUAGUGAUGAUUUAUUGAGUUACCAAGUGGAGAAGGAUAAUUCCGAAUUGAAUGUCGAAGAUUCUAAAGAAAUUAAGAGGCUUAAAAUGGUUGUUGAAAAACUGUCUCAACAGAAGAGUUCAUUGGAGCAGCAGAUAGCAUCUGUUGGAACACAAUAUGUGGCCACUGGAAGUGCUAUUGUACAAAACCAACAACUCUCAGAUGUUAUGAAAGAAAAUCAAAAACUGAAGAAAAUGAAUGCGAAACUUGUGACACUCUGCAAGAAACGAGGAAAAUCAAUAGACUCAAACAGAGAGAAUGAGGACCCUACACAACAAAAUGUGAAGAAAUAA
Danaus chrysippus (African queen) is the source of this 8865-nucleotide messenger RNA. Lineage: Eukaryota; Metazoa; Arthropoda; Insecta; Lepidoptera; Nymphalidae. The record is from the annotation of a GenBank genome assembly.